Messenger RNA from Oryza sativa Japonica Group (Japanese rice), 667 nucleotides. NCBI's taxonomy places the organism in Eukaryota, Viridiplantae, Streptophyta, Magnoliopsida, Poales, Poaceae. The record is from RefSeq and is a predicted model, not a curated record.
UUCCAUUCUCUCUCCUCCAUCUUCCGGUUGCCUCGCUAUCCUCUCCACCUCUCCCACCACCACCCAAGCAGCCAAGGCGGAGGAGGGGAGCCGGCCGGCGACGCGCGCGCCACCAUCCCAGCGACGAUGCCGCAGCUGAGCCUGACCACCAACGUGCCCGUCGACGCCGUCGUCGCCGCCGACAUCAUCAAGGACUGCUCCAAGGCGCUCGCCAGGAUCAUCGGCAAGCCCGAAUCCUACGUCAUGGUGUCGAUCAGCGGGUCGGUGCCCAUGUCGUUCGCCGCCAGCGAGGAGCCGGCGGCCUACGGCGAGCUCAUGUCCAUUGGCGGCAUCGGCCCCGGCGUCAACGGAAAGCUGAGCGCCGCUCUCGCCGAGAUCCUCGAGACCAAGCUCUCCGUCAGCAGGUCUAGGUUCUACGUCAAAUUUGACGAUGUCAAGGGAUUCAAUUUGGGGUUCAAUGGGUCGACAUUCUGAGGCCAAGUCCGUCAAAAGUUGGAUUGCUGCGUCGAAUCAAUAAAAUUCUAAGGCUAAAUGUUACAUGUCAUGUGUAUCAUUCCGUUGCACUUUCGACAUCAUCCAUGAAUGUGUUUCGUUUAUGUGAGAGACCGAACUUUGCCUGCUUUAUUUCAAUCAAAAAUAGCAUCGAAGUCUGUUUGCUGAAAACUCA